ACGAACACGAUUCAGUAUUAUUCGAAAAUUUGAACGAAACGGCUCGAAUUUAGUUGGGUUUCGGUAUUGAUAGUGAACAAGAUUAAAAUGUGCCAAAUGUGAAUUAUUUUAUGAUUCAGUAAAAAGUUUAUUGUGUGUAAAGUGUUUUAGUAGUUGUGUUAUCAUCAAAGUUUUAUCUCGAAUGGUUGUGAUUCAUAAUUUAGCCGGCAUAUUUGCAUAAGCGUAACCCGAUAAAAACUCUUUGUUAUUGAAUAUUUAAGAUUAUAAACAAUACUGCACAAUGGAAGUGAAGGCUGCUGGAUAUUCUAGAUUAGUUGAAAUGAAGGCUGUGUUUCAACAAAGGCAAUCUGCAGCGAGAGAACAGCGCCUUUUACAAGAAACUCAAAAUUUGGAUGGUUUGUCCAGAACAAUGGUCCAGGAGAGACGCAGCGCUGGUUCGUUAUCAAAUGGUGCUUCCCUGCCUGGGACCAUAACUGCCGGAAAGGUCCGACAAAUGUUCGACGAACGAAGAAGAGUUGCUACUGGAAUAGAUAAAAGUUUUCCAUUACAACCUCUAAAGACUAGACCGGCUCCACCUGCAAAAGCAGAAUAUGCAUAUAAGCUACCACAAAAAUCUACAAGUUCUACUCGGCUGCGAACACAGCAACAAACUACAAAUCCAAUUACCAGUAAAACAUCUACGAAGGUUUUGAGGCAGGCAAUUGCAACAAACGGUUAUGCCGACAGAAGAAACGGAUACAAUGCUAAACUCAACAAAAGCUACGAUGAACUAGCGAACGAAAUCGAUUAUAAUCAACCGAAUAAUAUCCGUCCAGAUUUCGAACUUAGUAAUUUAUUGAAUGCUAAUCACAUUGAAGACUCUGGAACAUUGGAUGACAUAGAAUUUCCAGACACCAGCUUAGAAUUUGAAGAUAUGGCCGAUUAUACAACUUCAACCAGGAGAAACUCAGGUUCAAAGCUUGAAACAAAACCUGUAGUUUUGUCUCAUGUUAAGACAAGCAAUAGCAGACUGCCACCUAAAUUUUCUUCAAAUGGUGGAGGUGACGUAAAUCGGAAAACUAUUCCAGAUAGGACCAGAAGUAUUACCAAGCCACAAAUACAAAAUAGUGUUGUCAAGAAAACCAUUCCUAAAUCACCUGCCAAAGAAAAUAGAACUGUCAAAUCUCCUGCUCAAUCGCCCCUUAAGGUGCCGAAAUCUCCUUGUCCAAAGGCUGCGACGUCAACGAGUUCCCGGCCAGCUCCUUCUGAAGCUGUAGCAAGUGCCUUAGCCAGCGGCGAACUAGUCAAUUGUUCAAUUUGCGGAAGAAAUUUUGCCAAUGAUCGUAUACAGAAACAUCGAGAAAUCUGCCAAAAAACUGCACAGAAGAAGCGCAAAGUGUAUGAUGCACUAAAACACCGAGUUCAGGGCACUGAUGCCGAACAAUUCGUCCGAAUACGCGCUCGUAAAAAUCCAUCAGGAACUUCGCAAAUUCCAAAACGUCCGCCACUGCAAACAAAUUGGCGCAAGAAGCACGAAGAUUUCAUAAACGCUAUCAGGGCUGCGAAAGAAGUCCAACAACAUUUGAAAUCUGGUGGAAAAUUAUCAGAUUUGCCACCACCUCCUCCAAGCGAAAAUCCCGACUAUGUCCAGUGUCCACAUUGUGGACGCAGAUUUAACCAGGCUGCUGCAGAAAGGCACAUCCCAAAAUGUGCCACUAUGGAACACAAUAAACCUAAAAAGAAUGUGCCAGCUAACAGUAGAGGAGGAGCUGGAGCAGCUGCAAAGGGAUUUAGAAAAAAUUG
Ctenocephalides felis (cat flea) is the source of this 1782-nucleotide messenger RNA. RefSeq lists its product as uncharacterized. The record is from RefSeq and is a predicted model, not a curated record. NCBI's taxonomy places the organism in Eukaryota, Metazoa, Arthropoda, Insecta, Siphonaptera, Pulicidae.